Messenger RNA from Paramecium sonneborni, 1285 nucleotides. Lineage: Eukaryota; Ciliophora; Oligohymenophorea; Peniculida; Parameciidae. The record is from the annotation of a GenBank genome assembly.
AUGAUUAUUGAAAAAUUUAGAAAUCCCUAUAAUACAUACAUCCAAAUCAAAGAUAAUCCUAAAUUAUUGUUUAAGAUCUCUUUCUAUUCAUUUGCUCUACUACUUUUAUCGCAAUUACCACCAUUUGUAUUCAUUAUUUUUAUUAGGCAUGUGCUUGUUUGAUAAUUAGUUAUUUAACAGGUAAAAAGUUCUUUGAGAUUUAUUUUUACAAACACUUAAAAGAGGGAAUCAUGGAUAUGUUUCCAUAAGGUUUAAAAGAUGCAUUGAUGAAGAGAUCCAUUUUUGAUCUUCUUUGUGACAUUUGGUUUAUGCCUAAAUUUUCAUUAUAUAUUAGAGCCUUCCUUAAACCAUUUGUUGCUAAUAUAGAUCCUGAAAAUGUAAACCUUAUAUCUCUAUUUAAUUUAUAGGCUGAACAAGCUCUUGAUGGACUCCCUUAUGAAGACAGAUAAAUCAUCACCAAAAAAGGAAUAAUCAAUACACUACCAAUGUUACUUUAAACUACUGUUGAUACUACCUAACAAUAAAUUAAUGAUAGUGAAGUUCCUUUAACUCCUCAUACUCCCUCAAAAAUUAAACAAAAAAAAAACAGAUAUGAUAGAAAAUAAUAUAAUAGAACCAAAUCUAAAAGAGUUUUUAAAGAAGAUAAAAUUGUUUCAACCUUUAAAAUGCCAUGGACUAUUGUCAAAACAUAUGAAGAUGACAGAGUUUCUAUUAUGUCAUCAUAAUCUGACAUAGAUUUCUCAAAUUAAUAAAACAUUUCCAUUGUUGAAGAAAUGAAACCAUUACCUCCCUUUUAGGAAAAUGUUGGAUUCAAAAAUAUUGAACUUGUGCUUAAACCAUAAACUAAUUAAGAAUAAAUUAAAUGGGAUAACCUUGAUAAUUUCUAUAAUCAAGUUAAAGACACUGUACCAGGAAGUCAUAAAAGUAUUCAUUUUCUAUUAUCAUUAAAUUAGGACCUCUAGAGAUGAUUUUAAAAAUCACUAAUCUAAUUAAUAAUUUAGUUCAUUUCGAAAAAAGAAGCAAACAAAUUUUAGCUAUCAACAAUAAUGCUUUAAUUAAGGCAUUUAUUAUAUCAGCAGUAUUAUAUAUAAAUAUAUUUAGGUUGCAUUAGCAUUUUAAUCAUACAUUUCUACUAGAACAAGAAGAUUGAUGAUGCAAACUAUUAUGAUUAUUUGUUAUCUUGGAAGUGCAGGAAUAGCUACAGGAACUCUAGGUCUGUUUCUUGUCAAAAUUGUUAAUCAAAACAAAAAGAAAAGAAAUUGAAUUUAAUCAUUUUAUUAAUAGC